GUGGCAACUAAUGUUGCUAAAAAGCUUAAUACAGAUCCAUUAAUGUUACGGUUUACGACGACGGCAUAUGCUGGCAAUACACCUAAGAAUGUCAUCCGAAGAAGCACCACUCAAAGUCUCCAGGAUAUGCUUCAGCCAGGCGGAUACUUGAACCCACCAAACAAUACUUUGUAUUAUGAGAUGCUGGAUGUUAGCAUAAUUGAACUGGAGACAAAGAGAUUCCUGAAAGUAAUUUGGCUCGGAACAUCUGCAAAGGAAGAGUCAACAAUUGACGUUCGUCUGCCCAAAACGGCACACGUGAGCGAUAUAUUAGACUAUAUCUUGGAUAAAGUCAAGUUAUCAGCAGAAGGCAAAAAGAUUCGACUACUCGAA
Molecule: messenger RNA, 372 nt
Organism: Paraglomus occultum
Lineage: Eukaryota; Fungi; Glomeromycota; Glomeromycetes; Paraglomerales; Paraglomeraceae
Source: the annotation of a GenBank genome assembly